AGGCGCCAACUUUUCCCGCCACGGCAGCCUAAAUUGUCGGAGCGACUCGUUUAAAGUCGGAAUAUUGUUGUGUUUGUCUUGUGAUGCGUUGGAACCAUGUGCAACAGUCUUUCUUUGAUACCUGACCCGAGCGCUCGUAAAAUUAUUCUGGGGUAAAAUUGAGACUUGUGUGGGGGAUAACUGGAAUUGUUUUCAAAAUGCCUAGAACAUACGUUCCUAAAUUAAAAAAAUAUACAGCAAAAGACUUAGAAGAAGCCAUAAAUCUUGUUAAACAAGGGAAGCUUGGGGUAAGAGAGGCAGCACGACAAUUUAGAAUCGACAAGUCCAAGCUUAGUAGGUCGCUUAACAACAAAAAUAAGUCGAAACAAGGUAGAAAGCAAGCCUUAUCAGUGGAUCAAGAAGCUGAUCUAACCCAAAAGAUCACCGUGAUGGCUAAAUGGGGAUUUGCUGUAUCCAAAGAAGAAAUUAAACGUGUUGUUCAAACUUACGUCAAUGAAAAUAAUUUAAAAACCGUUUUUAAUAAUGGAAAACCCGGAGAUGACUGGUUUCGGACGUUCUGCAAAAGGAAUGGACUAAGUCAAAAAAAGAUGGAACAGUUGGAAAAGUGCCGAAGAACUGCAACCAGUGACCCCUUUAUCAUCUAUUCCUUUUAUGAUAAACUUGGGGAAACAAUUAAGAAACUGGGAUUACAAGAUAAACCCUCACAUAUAUUUAAUCUAGACGAAACUAGUUUUAAUUUAGAUCCCGGUAGAGUAAAGGGUGUUCAGCGAUAG
Molecule: messenger RNA, 773 nt
Organism: Sitophilus oryzae (rice weevil)
Lineage: Eukaryota; Metazoa; Arthropoda; Insecta; Coleoptera; Curculionidae
Exons: 2
Coding region: 198-773 (191 amino acids)
Cellular component (GO): nucleus
Molecular function (GO): DNA binding
Source: RefSeq, a predicted model, not a curated record